Molecule: messenger RNA, 2744 nt
Organism: Oncorhynchus mykiss (rainbow trout)
Lineage: Eukaryota; Metazoa; Chordata; Actinopteri; Salmoniformes; Salmonidae
Gene: clcc1
Product: chloride channel CLIC-like 1
Cellular component (GO): membrane; endoplasmic reticulum
Molecular function (GO): chloride channel activity
Source: RefSeq, a predicted model, not a curated record
UGGCAGCAAUAAGCAACACGAAGAAGAAUCUCACGCAAACUGUCUUCAAAAGUUGGCAUUCCUGUGUGUUAGAAAAUAGGACGGAUUGUCAGUUGCUAGCCUAUUUUUAGUACAUUAUCCAUAUAGUAUAUUAUUUAUGGUAAAUUCUAUGCUAGUCUGUUAACUAGUUGUUAUUUAAUUUUCCCGUUGUUGAUUUGAUAGCAGCUAGCUACAGGAACUAGGUAUAGUCUGUUUAGCUAGCCUAACGUUAGCUAACGUAACUGUUGGUCAGUUACACCAGCUCAGAAGAAUAUGCAGCUAUGUUGUCAUUGAUGUUUAUUGCUCUGUUGGAUUUAUUUAGGGUGUCUGUUUCUGGUGUAAAAGCCCCGAGUUCUCUGUAGUUGGUUAGCUAGCUAUUCCAUUGGCUAACGUUAGACAUUUUAACAUGAAGACGUCAACAAGUGCGGUCGUGAUGCACAUCUUCACUGUUGCUGUAUGCAGCCUAUUGCUGGUUGCUCAAGGGCAGAUGGACGACGACGAAUGGCUUGAUCCGCAUGAUAUGUUGAACUACGAUGCAAGCUCAAAGACCAUGAGAAAGCCUGCUCAACCUGCUGAGCUGAACAAUUACCCUAAUGUACCCACCAAAAGAAGGGAAUACAGCCAGGAUUUGGAUCAAAUGGAAGUAAGGGAGUGCAACAACAAAGUGGAAGGGUUACAAAGAGAGAUUGAAGAGUACAAGAAGAAGAUUACACAGGUUGCACAGCAGCCGUCAAGCAACCCAGUGUUCAAGCGAUUCCUCACCAAGCUUCUGAAGGAGAUUGAAAAAGUUGGCCUGCCCACCGAUGUCAAGAAUGAUAUCCACUACGACGCCAAAGUGAAACUGUCUCGGCAAGCGGUGACGGAGAUCCGGAAGCUUCUGGAGGGAAUGGACACCUGGAGAACGGGGGCUCUGGACAAUGCCCUCAGUCAGAUCCUGGUGGAUCUCAAACCACAUGACUACGAGGCCUGGAGAUGGCACUUUGAGGACACCUUUGGUGUGGAGAUCGACACAGUCAUGAAGGUGUCUGUGUGGGUCUUAAUCAUAGUGGUCAUCAUCUGCAGCGAGCUGUGGUCUACAGUCUCUUGGUUUGUCCAGUUCAAGAGAAUCUUUGCCAUCUGCUUCCUCAUCAGUCUGGUCUGGAAUUGGUUCUAUCUCUACAAGAUUGCGUUUGCCGAGCACCAAAACAAAAUGGUGAAGAUGGAGGGCGUCGACGCAAAAUGCACUGGGAGGAAGAAAAUUGACUGGUGGGAUAAUUUGAAGGAUUGGUACAGAGGUGCCAUGACUCUCCAAGACGAUCCCUGUAAGAUGUACUACGAAGUCCUCAUGGUCAACCCCAUCCUUCUCGUACCACCAACUAAGGCUAUCACUAUGACCAUCACCACCUUCUUCACGGAGCCUCUGAAGCACAUUGGUCAGGGGAUCAGCGAGUUCCUACGAGCCCUCCUCAAGGACCUACCUGUCACCUUGCAGAUCCCUGUGCUCAUCACCAUCGUGCUCUCCAUCCUGGUCUUCAUGUAUGGCAGCGCUCAGGCCGCUAUCCAGCAUGGCAUCACCAGACCGCUGCGUGUCGGUGGGCCCAGGGAUCCCUCUCCCCCCGCCUUGGAUCAGCCCAUGCCUGAGGCCCGUCUGAGAGGGACAGACCACAACCCACAGGCAGGGGGGGACGCCCCUCAAUACUCCCCUCUCCCGCUUAAACGCCGACUAGGACCAGCAGCCAACCAGGGGGCUCAGGACAGGACCUAUGUCGGCCAGAGGAGCCCCCCCCCCAGGGCGCAAAAGGAACCGACCAGGAGGUACGUGGAGACCCUGAGGAACACCGACUGGCGGUACAGCGAGGACAAGAUUAUCUCAGAGUGUUGGGACGAUUUCACUGAUGCAGCGGAUACCAACCCGCUAACGGUAGAGGGUAAUACCAACAUCCAGGCAGAUAUGCAAGAAGAACCAGUUGAAGUUGGAUCCACAACAGAAGGCAAUGACUCGCAAGAAGUUAAACCCUCUCCAGUGAAAGCUAAAGCCAAACCAGAUGAGGAUGUGGCAUCUGACUCUAAAGGGGCAGCUGAUAGCAUGGCUGAGCACCAGGCUGAGUAUACUGGAGGUCGCGCCAGCCCAGUGCAUGCCACUCCAGCAAGUGGUCUCGGGCACGAGCAACAUGACAAAUUCUUGAAACACGAACCAGAGAGUAAUCGUACGCUUCAGACCCACCCUGCUAACGCAGCCAGUGUAGCAGGUUUCAUUGACAACAAUGAGAGCGUGUCAGUCGCUGCUCAGCUUAAGUAGCACAUCCAGUGUAGCAGGUCUGUUAGGCCAAUACUUAGAAUGAAGCCUAAGCGGUAUGCUAAUGGAUAUUGGAAACUGUUUCUGGGUACAGUCAGUAAGCCCCCUGUCCUUGUAUGUUAAAAUGCCUACCACAGCAUUUUACAUUGGAUGAUUCAGAUUCUACAUAAAUUGGUAAAUAGUACCUUCUCUUAAAUCAGCUAAUUCAGUGUUUUUACAUUUGUUAUCCUAAUUUUCUUUUUGCUGUCUCUUUCACAUUUUUCUUGCUUUUGUUUGUGUGCCUGGUCAAUGUGCAUGUACUGUCAACACAUAACACCCAUGUUUAUGAAUGACGUAUGUGUGUUGUGCAAUAAUCCUGUCACUGUUUUGUGGCAACUCUCCUUAUCUUCUGAAAUGAUGCAGCAUGUAGGCCUAGCCUGUAAAAUAAAGACAAGACUAACUAGAUAGCCAA